Molecule: messenger RNA, 1084 nt
Organism: Meira miltonrushii
Lineage: Eukaryota; Fungi; Basidiomycota; Exobasidiomycetes; Exobasidiales; Brachybasidiaceae
Exons: 1
Coding region: 50-1084 (344 amino acids)
Molecular function (GO): zinc ion binding; hydrolase activity
Source: RefSeq, a predicted model, not a curated record
CUUCUUCUUACCUUCUCGACUGCAUUUACUCGACAAUUCUCACAUCGAGAUGGCGAGUGUUGAGGAUGAGCCGAUCAGUACGCUCUUGAAGCCAUUGCCAUUACCACCAUACGAAUUCGACUCAGCAUUAAGCGAAGAUGAAAACUUUUUGACCUGGGUUUCAAUAUUGGCUCGACAUUCCUCAUCGAAGAAAGGACAUAUGGGAUGCAUUCUGACAAGACCUCCAAAGCAAGGUGAUCCAACAGCUGCAAGCGGAUCAAAAGGUUGCCUACCUCCCGUUCAAGAACGUAUUAUUCACUAUUCCAACAAUACGCCUCUCUUGUUCGCACGAUUUGCAAAAGGCGUUCCUGAAGUACAUGCAGAAGCAUUGGCGAUCUCUCGAUGUGCACGUUUAGGUAUCCCGAUAGAAGGAUGUACGGUUUACAUCUCUUUUCCGCCAUGCAACGAUUGUAUGAAAUUGCUCUUAAGCGCAGGCGUGAAAAGAUGCGUUUUCAAAAAAGCAAUCUUGAAUCAAACUUCUCAAGGUGAAGCAGCCCUUGUGGCAGCAGAAGUUGAAGGAAUGGAAUUGGUUGGUACUUUGAAUCCAAUGGUUGCAGGGAAAGGCUCAAACGAUGAACAAGCAUCAAAAACUAAAGCAGAAGAACGAAAACUUGAUGAAAUGCGUGAUAAACGUGUUCGUCAAUUUUGGGCAGAUCAAGCUGAAGACGCAGAGAAGACUAGAGCAAGGAAUGCAAGAUGGUGGGAAGAUUAUAUGUCUAGGUAUAAAGCAGCAGAUAAGAUCAUCAAAGAGCGAUACGGACAUUCGAAAGUAGAGCAAGAUGAAGAGAAGCGAGCAGCAGAGAAACAACAGAGAUGGGAAGCGAAAAGAUUAGCUCAAAGUCAAAAACCAAUCGGAAAGAAGAAAGCAGCAAAAUUGGCACGAGAAAUACAACAGCAAGCUGGCACAUCUGCGAAUGGGGACAGUAUCAAUCACAGCGAUGAUGACGAUGAUCUAGAUGAGUUGAUGAAUCGGGAAGUACCUCGAAAGCGUGCAAGUGCAGAUGAGGAGGAAGAUGAAAACCAAAAGGCUGCGAAACUGGAAUAG